This is a messenger RNA of Cotesia congregata, 2811 nucleotides long. NCBI's taxonomy places the organism in Eukaryota, Metazoa, Arthropoda, Insecta, Hymenoptera, Braconidae. The record is from the annotation of a GenBank genome assembly.
AUGAUUCACGUUGACGAAAGUGAUCCCGUUGGUGAAAUUGAACCAGCGUUUCCUUAUAAAGAUGUUACGGUGCGGCGUGAUGAAUUUAAUAGUAAUUAUGAAUUGCAAGAAGAAUUGGGACGAGGAAAAUUUGGAACAGUGUAUCUAUGUAAGGAUAAAAAGAAUGGGCUAAAAUUAGCGGUGAAAAUCGUAAAUACAACUAAGAAGGAAGACAGACGUUCGGUUGAGCGUGAAGUUGAAAUAAUGCGCCGGUUACAGCAUCCUCGGUUAAUUCAAUUGUAUGACGCAAUUGAUAAUACUAAGCAGUUUUAUGUUGUGUUAGAGUUAAUUGAAGGAGGAGAAUUGUUUGAGAGAGUGAUUGACGACGAUUUUGUUCUUACGGAAAGGAGUUGCGCUGUUUUUAUGCGGCAAAUUUGCGAAGGGAUUGAAUUUGUACAUUCACAAAAUAUUUUACAUCUUGAUAUGAAGCCAGAAAACAUCCUAUGCUUAACCAAAGAAGGUAACCGAAUAAAAAUAAUAGACUUUGGACUAGCCAGACAAUUUGAUCCAAGAAAAAAACUCCAGGUUCUCUUCGGAACUCCUGAAUUCGUAGCGCCUGAAGUUGUAAAUUUUGAUCAGAUUGGAUACGGAACUGAUAUGUGGAGCAUUGGAGUCAUCUGUUACGUUCUGUUGUCGGGACUGUCGCCCUUCAUGGGAGACACUGAUGUCGAAACAAUGGCGAACGUAACAAUAGCUAAAUACGACUUUGAUCACGAAGCUUUCAACAAUAUUUCAGAGGACGCCAAAGAUUUCAUACGUCGCUUGCUUGUUAAAGACAAAGAAAAACGAAUUUCGGCACACGUUUGUCGGUUCCAUCCGUGGUUGGCGCCAAAAUCAAAUUCAAAAACGAAGAAACCGUCGCCAUUGAAAAAGAAGAAAAAGAUAAAGAAAGUCGCGCCACCUGUUGCGACUCCAGCGCCACCUGUAGUCAAAAAUAAAAGCGAACUGGACGUGACGAAAGAUAACUUGAAGCAGUUUGUCGAAAGAUGGCGGGACCACCCGAACAGUCCGUAUCUCUUCGAGGACAAUGGAACAGUCGAGAGAGAGGGGGACAGGUCAAUGUCCUUGAAAGGUCAAAGCCCCUCCCCUCCUGAGAGUAUUUGUAGUUUGACCUCAGAGAGCGCUUUUGACGAUAGGUUGUUUCUUAAUGUUCCUAAUUUGGCGUUCGAACGUCGCGCCUCUGAGGGUCAGGGUCAGGAGUACCGAGAUCCGGCUUCUCAGAUAAAAAUUGCUGAGGAAAUUAUUAAACUUUCGGAGCAUUUGAGGUUAUUGGCAAAUCGGGAGGGGAAUAACAAGAUGGCGGGUGAUAUGGCAAAUAUGGAUAAUAUGGCAUAUGGGGAAGGUAAAAUUAAAAAGGCGGAAGGUGAAAUUCAGAAAAAUAUGGCAGAAAAUAUUAAUAUGGCAAAUAUGGCACAAAAUAUGGCAAAUAUGGGUGAUAUGGCAAAUAUGGAUAAUAUAACACAUAAUAUGGCAACUAGAGAGGAUAUUAGUUUAUUAAAGGGGAACAAAUUUAAGAAAAAUACGUCAGAUAUGGCAAAUAAGGUAAAUAUGGCACAUAUGGCACCUAAUAUGGCAAAUAUGGCCAAUAUGGCACCAAAUGUGGCAAAUAUGGCACAUAUGGCAAAUAUACCAAAUACGGCACAAAAUAUGGCAAUUGGACACGAUAAAAGUCUAUUAAAAGAAGACAAAAUCAAGAAAAAUAUACUAAACAUGGGAAAUAUGGCAGAUAUGGCAAGAAAUAUGGCAAAUAUGAGUGAUAUGGCCACAAAUAUGGCAGAUCAGGAUACUAAUCAAAUUAAACGGACCAAUAUGUCAAAUAUGGAGAAUAUGGGUAAGAAUAUGGCAAAUAUGGCAAAUAUGGGUGAUAUGGCAACAAAUAUUUCAGAUCAGAAUACUAGUAAAGUUAAGCGGAACAAUAUAUCAAAUAUGGAGACUAUGGGUACAAAUAUGGCAGAUAUGGCACAAAAUAUGGCAAAUAUGGGUGAUAUGGCAACAAAUAUUUCAGAUCAGAAUACUAGUAAAGUUAAGCGGAACAAUAUAUCAAAUAUGGAGACUAUGGGUACAAAUAUGGCAGAUAUGGCACAAAAUAUGGCAAAUAUGGCAUAUGGACAAGAUGGUAGUCAAAUAAAAGCUACUGAAAUGGAGAGUAAAGUUUCCUCAAUAAAAUCCAGCCGAGUGUCGAUAAACACGUCAGAAAGUGAAACAAAUGAAAUAAAUGAAAAAUUAAAUGCCAUAACUCGGGACAGAAAAUUAAAUGGCACGAAGUUUAACCCCCACAAAAGUUUCCAGGAAACUGUGUUCAACAGAUUCGACCGAGAGGACGUUGACAUCGACCUGACGCCGCCAUGGCGGAAAGCCAGGGCCAAACAUCGGUUCGGCGAAACUUGCCGAGAUGUCCCGAGGAUAACUAACCUGCAAAACAUGCACAAGACUAUGAAUUUAGAUGAGCCGAAUAGUGCAAAAAAUUUAUUAUUGAAGCUGUUGGACGAGUGGGACCAAGAGAAGCCAAGGGGGGCAGCACUGCCCAGGAAAUCGAUCAGUGUCGACUGGAACGACGAGUCGAUUGGCCGACGGUCGAUAAAUUCUUUGGCGCGAAAGCGACCCAGUGCAGCUCAAUUGCAGGAACAUCGGUGGCUCGCUAAGGCUUUGGAAAACCCUAUUUCCAAAGUCAGACUCAAGAGAUAUGUUAUCAAGAAACGGUGGGUCAAGGCCGUCAAUACUAUUCUUGCUCUUCAAAGGAUGGGCGCUCAUAUUAAUUUUGAUCUUAUUUGA